This is a messenger RNA of Cladophialophora psammophila CBS 110553, 612 nucleotides long. RefSeq lists its product as uncharacterized. The record is from RefSeq and is a predicted model, not a curated record. The transcript is spliced from 4 exons. NCBI's taxonomy places the organism in Eukaryota, Fungi, Ascomycota, Eurotiomycetes, Chaetothyriales, Herpotrichiellaceae. Gene Ontology annotation, biological process: transmembrane transport. The coding region runs from base 1 to 612 and encodes 203 amino acids. Gene Ontology annotation, molecular function: transmembrane transporter activity. Gene Ontology annotation, cellular component: membrane.
AUGGAUCCUGCCGCGGAGAAGUCGACCAAUGCUCAAGAGGUCGAGGCUGUCGACCACGAGACCGGAGUACACAAAGGGGGUGUGACUACCCUCGCGGCUGACGACUUGGACGUCGGAGCCAGUAUCGUGCAGGCUCAAGAAGAUACCCACUAUACCGAGGAAGGUGAGGAUGUCCGAGACUCAGGCCCCUGCCAAAACGAAAAAGACUGUACUGAUGGCAUUGGCCUCCCUUUAGAAAAAUCCAUUGUCUUGAGAAAGAUCGACUGGCGCAUCAUCCCGCUGGCAGCUUGGGCUUGUGGUCUUCAAUUUGUCGACAAGUCUGGACUGGGAGCAGCAGCAACAUAUGGUCUGCGUGAAGAUCUAGGCCUCAAGGGCCAAGAGUAUUCAUGGUGUGUUUCGAUCUUCUACUUUGGCUAUCUGGCUGGCUCCUUCGUCUCCGGACGCGGCCUCCAGUACUUCCAUGCGGGAAAAUUCAUUGGCUGUGCAUAUUUCAUCUGGGGUGGCACCCUGCUGGGAUGUAUUGGGGCGCAGAACUAUGCCACGCUGCUAGCCCUCCGCUUUUUCCUAGGGGUGUUUGAGUCGUCCUUGGUUCCUGGCCUCCUCCUCAUGUGA